AUGAGCAAUCCAGCAAUCGAACAACUUGGAUUAUCAAGUGAAAGAGCAUUUGAAAUAUUAUUUAAUGAGGCGAAAUCAAUAAUUGCCGAAUGGUAUAGUCUGAAUGUUGUAAAGUUGGUUUUUGUUGUGAUUGAGAUUUAUUGAACCAAAUCUAAAUCGAAAACAAAUUGAUUUACAGCAAAUUGAUUCCACAAACUCCAAACAAAAUAAGAACAUUUUCGAGAUUUUUUUGCACUCGGACAUUUAUUUAUAUUGUUAUUACUUUAAUAUUUUUAAUUAUUGGAUCAGUUGAUAUGUAAGUGAAAAAUCAAAAUUAUUAUUUGAAAAAACAAUGUAAACUUUCAGCAAUAAUCAUAUAGUUGUUCCAUCUGUUGUCAUUUAUUUUCUUCUUUUGAUCUUCACAUUUGUUUUAUAUAUUUGGCAAAAUCGAGUUCGCGCAAAUAUUUUCCAACACAAAUAUCGAAAAGCUUACGAAGAAAUUGAAAAACUUCAAAAUCACAAAAUAUCUGACUAUGUUUAUCAAACAAAUUUAGAACCUGUGACAGAUGAUGUUACAAUUUGGCAAGCUUGUAUUCGAGAUGGAAAAAUUGUUGAAGUUCCAAGAAUAUUAUUAGUUCAAGGGGAUAUUAUUGUUUUUCGUCCAGGUCAGAUUUCACCAUGUGAAUGUGAAACAUUUGAUGGAAGAUUUUUGAAUAAGGGAGAUAAAAUCGAUUGGAUUAUUAAAAAAGAUGAAAAUACUAAUAUUAUUGAACCAUUGGAACCAAUUCAUGUAAGAUUUUUUUGUUUUUUCGAAAUUAUUUUCCAACGAAUUUUUAGGCUCGGGUAGUUUCUUUUCCAAUAAAAUAUCAUUUGGAAACAACACUUUCUUCUGAAGAUUCUUGUUUACAAUUUGAUUAUCAACUUCAAUUUAUAAUUCACAAAGUUUUCGAAAGAUAUAUUAUUCCAAUUGUUUUUAUAUUUGCAAUUAUUGGUUCAAUAAUUCGAUUAUAUUAUCCCGAAAAAUAUUCAUUUUAUUCAACAAGAUUUAUAUUUGCAAUACCUUGUUUCACAAUUCUUCCACUUUUCACAAUUCAACUUCCAAUUCUUCUUCAUUUUGUGAAAUUUUGGAAUAAUCGACUAAUUGCGAAAGAACUUGGAAUACAAAAUUAUUCAAAUUUUGAAUCAACAAAGGAUUUGGUGUCUGUAUUUUCAAGUAUAACUGGUGCAUCAAUUAUUGAUAAAAAAGGAGUUCUUUCGGCUGAACAUCCUUCAAUUGAAAAACUUGUUUUUGCAACAAAAAAUACAUCAGAUGAUUGUUAUUUUGAAGUCAUCAAUUUAUCAUCUGAACAAAAUUCACAAAAUCCAUCAAUUUGGAAUCUAUCAAUGGAUGAUUUAAAUUGGAAACGAUUUACACCAAGUUUAUUACCAUUGGGACAUAAUAUUCUACUCAAUUCUUGCAAACAAAAUCAAUAUUUUCAUAAAUUAUUGGAUCAUUUAUCGGUUGUUGCAUUAAAUGUUCCAAGAACAAUUGCAACAGCAAAUCGGAGAUGUAUGUGUCAACUUCCGAUUUUAAUGGGUUUCACCGAUAAAUCUAUUGAAAAUUUCAAUAAGAAACCAUCGAAAGUAAUUGGAAUUUAUAAAAAACAACCAGGAGAAGCUCCACUUCCAGGGUAUUUUAAAUUACAAAAAAAUCAUAUAGAUUAAUUAAUUCAUUUUUCAGUUUAACAAAACAUCGAACACCUUUGGAAAUGGCAUUUUGUACAAUUCACGAAGAUUCCAAUUCUUUAUAUUCUCAUUUUUCUUGUCAAGGAACUGCAAAUAUUGUUGUCGAUGCUUGUACUCAUAUUUGGAAUGGUAAAAAUGUAAUACCAAUGUCAAAAAGAAUGAUAAGUGCAACUAGAGAUUUCUAUCAAAGACAUUCUAUGACUGGGUAAGUUUUUUUCUAUUAUAUUUUAAUAGAAAAAAGUUGAUAUAAAGAAACAAACAACUCAACUUUAUCACGAACUAAAACUUUGCAGAAUAAGAUUACUGUAGAUCUUUUUUGUUUCAGACAUUGUUUGGCAAUUUCUUAUCGACCAGUAUUUUCAAAAAUCGAUCCAUCAGUAAAUGGAAAAUUCAUUGAAAUCCCAUUGAAUCGAGAAAUCAAUAAAAUCGAACCAAUAAUUCCAAAACAUCACAGUACUGAAUUUAUAAAUGAAAUACCAAUUCAAAAAACAAUUCGUACAUCAGAUGAACUAAUUGAAGAAUGUUUUACUGGAAAUAUUUUAUGCGGAUUGGUUGUUUUGCAUUAUGAAGCUAUUCAACAAGCAGUUACAAUGAUUGAAAAAUUGGAUUCACUUUGUGUUCGACCUGUUUAUUUUUCGAAGGAAAAUGAACUGAGAAGUCGUGUUUUUGCGGAAAAAUUAGGAAUUGAAGCUGGUUGGAAUUGUCAUAUUAGUUUAGCAGAUGAAGAAAUACAAUCAAAACAGUUGGAAAUAAAUUAUGAACAAUUUGCAAAUCAAAAACCGAGUCAACCAAAAUUCUGGAAAAGAUUUGCAUUGAGUGAAAGUCAUUUGGAAUCUCUUGAUUGCGAAUCUCUUCUUCGUGGAUCUCCUUCAACUCGAAAAAUGAGUGUUGUUUCUCCAAAAGUUGGACCAAUUCCAAAUAUUGCUCGACUUCCAACUGGUAUUCAAAAUGUUCGACCACAUCUUGAUGAAGUUGAUAAUGUUCCACUUCUUGUUGGUUUAUUUACUGAUUCAACAACUCCAGCAGUUGAAGAAAUGUUUGAUAUUUUACAAGAAAAUGGCGAAAUUAUAAUUGCAAUUGGAUCAUCAAGAAAUGUUAAUAAUACAAAAUUAUUCACAAAGUCGAAUAUUUCAAUUUGUGUUGAUGAUUUAGAAGAAAAACCAUGUCGAAUAAAUGAAAAUGAGAUUAUAAAAAGUAAUGUGAAUGAAAUAUCAAGUCAAUUAUUAUCACUGGCAACUGAUUUUCGUUUGGAUCAUAAACAAUUACUUAAAAUUCCAUGGCUUAUAAAUUGCAGUCGACAUCGAAUGCUUUCAUUUCGACAUUCUUUUAUCUUCCUUUUAUAUUCUUCAUUAUUAUUAUCAAUUACAAUACUCAUAUCAAUGUAUUUAUUAUUACCAAUAAUCUUCACUCAUGCUCAAAUUAUUAUAUCUACUUUAAUUCAUAUUCCCAUAUUAUUUAUUGGAACAAUAUUCACAAAAUUCGAGCCAAAAUCAAAUAUUAUUCGAAUUGCUCCGAAAAACAGUGAACAAAUGUCGAAAAUUGAGAAAACCAAGUUGAUAACGACAUUUUUGAUGCAAUUUAUACCAACAACAAUAUAUUUGAAUAUUUUGUUCAUGUUUUUAAUUAAUUAUUCAAAGGACUUAUGUACAGAAUCCUGUGAUAAUGGAAAUAUCGAAGAUGAGCCAACUAGUUAUGAUAUUGGUCGACAUAUUAUUGGUUUUCAUUUUACAACAUGUCUUUGUGUUUUAUCAUCUUCAUUUGUAUAUGGAUUACGAACUAUUUGGAAUUCUCCACCUUUUGAAUGUUUAUCGUGGAUAAUUGCUGUUUCAAUAUGUAUGAUUAGUCAGGUUUGUACUUAUAUUUUAAAUUUUCAAAUAAUCUAUGAAACUUUCGAACUUAAUUUCAGAUUGGUUACUCAUUUGCUCGCUCAAUUGACAUAUCAAAAGUUUUUCUUUGGCUUCCAUCAACUGUGUUAUUUCUUUGGAUUAUCGCAAUUGUUAUAAUCAAUGAAUUGAUUAAAAUUCGAAGAAUUCGUCAAUUUACACAGGAACAAAGAAGAACUAAAUUCGAUUUUGAUACAAAACUAGGAAUGAAUUCACCAUAUUAA
Caenorhabditis angaria is the source of this 3811-nucleotide messenger RNA. Lineage: Eukaryota; Metazoa; Nematoda; Chromadorea; Rhabditida; Rhabditidae. The record is from the annotation of a GenBank genome assembly.